GGUAAAAUAAACGAAGUUUAGUCGAAAAAUCACUGAAGUGGUCGUGCUAUCAAAGCGAGAAGUAAAGUUGUAUUUUAAAAUGUAGAUUGGUUUAUACAUAAGAUUAUGUUGUGUUUAAAUGAAUUUUACCACUGGUGCAUUUACGCUUAGAUAUUUUGUUAAAUUUGAGUAAGAUAAGGCUGAAAUGGAAUACAGUAAUCUUUCUUCAUACAUAUUCUGAGACUAUGAUAUAUUGGAAGAGGAAUUUUUGUUGUAAAGUUUAAAUGUAAUAGGAUCACUGUCAAUUUAUAAACAGCGCGUGAUAUUCCUAUUCAUUCACGUUGAAAUAUUUUGGAGUUGGUAUUCGACAGGGACGAGAGGACAAUAUCUCAUUUUGGUUUGAUUGCGAUCAUUAUGAAACAAUACAUGUCCUUUGCUUCUUGGAUUACGCGAUUUAAUUACUGAUUUACGAGACUAGGUAGUCAAUUAGUGACAAUUUUUUAUCAAUUAGAUUGUAUUUUAACGAGUUGAUUUAUCUCUCUUCACAGAACCCUGUCAUAGUUGUUUUGGUUAAGAUACAUUUGAGUUAAAACACACUUGCAUGGUAUUUUGAUUUUAGAAAUAAAGAGUUACGUGUACGGGAAUAAAUUACGAGAUACCCUACUGUUGUAAUGUGACGGCAGAUUACAUUGCUAAUUCAAAAGAUAAAAGGCGGUUACUUUUUCAAUUUAUUCCUAGAAGGUUGCGGUAAAGUUUUCUAUAAAUUACUUUAAAGUGCUUUAUAAACAUGGAUACAGUUCACAAUUGAGGAUAACACAAAGUUAUGGUGCAAGAAGUUUACACAUACCAUACAGUAAAUAGUAGGAUAAGUGAAGGAUUACUAAAUUUUAAAUAUGGCUUGGGAUUUAAACCUUUUACCAGUCCUCCUGUUUGUCAGCCUGAUAACUGUCAUCGAGAAUGGACUAGGCCAGCAGUUACAGCGCGGCAUGCCAAACGUUUGUCAGUACCAAGAAGUAAAAAUGGAGUUAACUCGGGUUCCAUGUGUUCAAGCCUUUACAAGGAUGGUAAAAGUCUGGAAACCCAACUGCAGUUAUAACAGACACUGGUGUAUAGGUUACGAAAGAAGACAAUAUUAUUAUACAACAUAUAAAGAUCAGUAUCAACCUAGAUAUAUAACGAACUAUAAAUGUUGUCACGGAUGGCGGCAGCAAGGAGGGGACACGGCUUGCAUGUAUCGGGAGUGCAAUAGAGCUAUGUGUUUAAAUGGAGGAACUUGUUUGUCGUCAUAUGGUCAAAGAUGUAAUUGUCCAGCGGGAUUCCAAGGUGCCCGAUGCGAAUACGACAUAAAUGAAUGUGGUAACAACAAUGGAGGCUGUGAACAAGAUUGUUGUAACACCAUUGGUUCAUUCAUAUGCAAAUGCAGGCGGGGUUUCCAACUGUCACGUGACGGCAGAACAUGUGAAGAUGAGAACGAAUGUCUGUCAUAUAAUGGUGGAUGCCAGUACCGGUGUACCAACACACGAGGAAGCUAUGUAUGUCAAUGCCCUGGUGGUCAGCGCUUGCACGCAGACGGUCGUACUUGUAUAAAUGAUACUGAUAGUGUCGACGACCUGGAUGCUGACCAGUCACUGCUUACUAACAAAAUACCUGUGAUUACUAACAAUAUCCUUAAGGAGCAUGACACGAAAGGAAUCGUUGAAAACUCUGAUACCGAUAGAGCCUCCAAUUUCAUAGACAAUAACACAGAAAUGCCAGAACAAAAUCAGCUAUUUCUUAAUGUCCAUUCAAAUGAUCAUUAUAACUUAAAAAGUCAACAAAAUGAUAAUGGAAAGACGAAAAUAAGUAAAUUGGGAAAAUUGAUGGAGGAUAAACCAGUGGCCAUGAUGUUGACAAGUAGAAGGAAACCCUUAUCAUUUAAUGGACCAGAUUUCGACUAUGACCCCUGCACUGCACGAGACACUGGAGAACCAGUUUGUGAACACGACUGCGUUAACGAAAAUGGACAGGCCUCUUGUAGAUGCUUUCAGGGCUACAGAUUAAAUGCAAACAUGAAGAGCUGUGACGAUAUAAAUGAAUGUGAUAUCAACAAUGGUGACUGCACACAGGCAUGUAUUAACACCCUUGGAUCAUUUACCUGCACUUGCACACCAGGGUACCAACUAGGUGUUGACGGUCGCUCAUGCUAUCGUAUAGAGCUGGAGGUUAUCGACGGAUGUGCUGUUAACAAUGGCGGAUGUCAACAUAAAUGUGAACAUAAAAAAGGACACACGCAAUGUUUAUGUCGAAAAGGUUAUUCGUUAAAGGCUGAUAACAAGACAUGUGAAGAUCUAGAUGAGUGUGAGCGAGGAGAUGCAUGUUGUCAACAAAUUUGUUCCAACGAACAGGGUGGAUACACGUGCAUGUGCAACAGCGGAUUCCAGAUACAUAGAGAUGGAUGUUUGUGCAAUGAUGUGGACGAGUGUCAAGCCAAUAACGGUGGUUGUGAACAGAGAUGUGAGAAUAUUCCUGGUUCCUAUCGCUGUGCAUGUGGUGCUGGUUACUAUCUCGCUGCUGACCGAAAACGGUGUCUUGAUGUAGAACAUUUAAGGCGAACAACCAAAGGGCCGUUACGUGGGGACCUUCCAGCGAUCCAGUAUGAUACUACUCCCAUACCUAUCAUACCAGAUGCUAGUUACGAAAUACAACUACCACAUGAACAGAAAGAUCAAAAAGCAGUUUAUGAAACUGAUAUAAAUCAUUUCGCAGAAUGUAUACCUGGACGUUUUGGGGAAGAAUGCCUCUACUCUUGUGAUGACUGUCUCAACGGAGGUCACUGCAACGAGAAAAAGAGUGGGUGCCUGUGUUCUCCUGGCUGGCAAGGACUGAUUUGUAACGAGACGUGCGAAGAGGGUACCUUUGGCGAAAGUUGUAACAGUAUUUGUACUUGUCGAAAUGGAGGAAAAUGUGAUCACGUGACAGGGAGAUGCAAGUGUCCGCCUGGAGUUAAGGGAGAAAACUGCGAAGAUGGUUGUCCCCCAGGUUUUUUUGGACAGUUUUGUGAAAAGAAAUGUCCCAGAGCAUGUCCUACAGGAUACUGCGACAGAACAUUUGGUUUCUGCGAGUGCAAUCCUGGAUUCUUCGGACCUUCAUGUAACGUGCCGUGUCCUGAGUUUACAUUCGGCGAGAAUUGUGUACAGCACUGCGAUUGUUUCGAAGACCAGACAAACAAAUGUAAUGCCAAGACAGGAGAAUGUAUUUGCAAGCCUGGAUUUCAUGGCCCGCGUUGUGAGGAGGGUUGUCCGAAAGGAUUAUUCGGAAUUGGUUGCUCUAUGAAAUGUCGUUGUGAUGACGAUAUGGAAUGUGAUCACGUGACCGGCGAAUGUAUUCAGAAUUGUCCUGCCGGAAGUAUGGGCCGUAAAUGCAAUCAACCAUGUCCGCCUGGGCGGUAUGGUAAGAAUUGUGCAGCUACAUGCGCGUGUGGAGGUAGUUCGUGCGACCCUAUAGUAGGCCUGUGUAUUUGUGCUGCUGGAAGAACAGGUCUCAGGUGUUCGGAACAAUGCCCAAGCGGAUUUUUCGGUGUAAAUUGUCGAGAGGAAUGCGGUUGUCAAAAUGACGCAGGUUGUGACCCAGUAACUGGCGAAUGUCUCUGUCUACCAGGGUGGUAUGGACCAAAGUGUUCUAAAGUUUGCCCGCAAGGUAGAUAUGGAAAGGACUGUUUGGAGCAAUGUUUAUGUGAAAAUGGAGCUCAUUGUCAUCCGCAGAACGGGCAGUGCACAUGUACUUUGGGUUAUGUAGGACAAUUCUGUGACAGGGCCUGUCCUCCAGGGAAGUAUGGUGCCUCCUGCAUGGAGACAUGUGAAUGUGAGAACAGUGCUGAAUGUGACCAUAAAACAGGAGACUGUCUGUGUUCACCUGGCUGGAGAGGUCGUCGCUGUGAUCAAAAAUGUUCCAACGGCACAUACGGACCAGGGUGUUUACAACAAUGUGAGUGUAGGAAUAACGCUAGCUGUGAUCACGUGACUGGCGUGUGCGAGUGCGCACCAGGAUGGCGCGGCAGACAUUGCAGUAAAGGUUGUCCAAUGGGAUUUUUCGGAAAGGAUUGUCAGGGUAUUUGUAACUGUGCAAAUGGCGCCAUCUGUAAUCACGUAAACGGUGAAUGUAAAUGUGCAUCAGGCUUCACUGGACCAAAAUGCUCAGAGAAAUGCCCAGAGGGCCGAUACGGUAAGGCGUGUGAGAAAACCUGUGAAUGUAUGAAUGGUGGUACAUGUGACCCUAUCACUGGUGUGUGCGUCUGUCCGCCUGGAUGGCGCGGAGCACUUUGUGAAGAAGAAUGCGAGGUGGGCCUGUAUGGUGUGAACUGUUUAUACCGGUGUUUCUGUAAUGGUCACCCCUGUGAUAGAGUAACUGGGAAAUGCAAUUGCUCCUCAGGAUACACCGGCAUGGCCUGCGAACAGUCUUGCCCAGAAGGUAAAUAUGGGCCGAAUUGUGUCGAGUCGUGUAACUGCAAGAAUAGUUUAUCAUGUGACAAAAUUACUGGCAGGUGCAACUGUUUACCUGGAUAUCACGGCGAUAACUGCGAUGAAAUCUGUGAUCAAGGAUUUCAUGGUGUGAACUGUUUCGAGAUGUGUGACUGUGCUAACAAUGCGACGUGCAAACACGACACGGGUAACUGUAUAUGUACACCUGGAUGGAGAGGAAAACGCUGCAAUAAACCGUGCUUGCCCGGAACGUUUGGUGACCAGUGUGAGCAGUCAUGCACGUGUCCUGAUGACGAGCCUUGCUAUCAUGUAACAGGAGAAUGUAAAUGUCCUCCUGGUUUUACAGGACCGUCAUGUGAACAGCCCUGUCCACCUGGAACUUUUGGACCUGAAUGCCGUGGAACAUGUACAUGCGGGCGUAACUUUAAUUGUGACCACGUGACUGGAAAUUGCGUCUGCAAAACUGGGUUAAAAGGAAAGAAAUGUAGAAAAGCAAAAACUAGACGGGAAAAGCAAGCACGCAAGGGGAAACUCAGGUCCAAGUUUUGGCAAGAAAUACUUGCUAAGAAUCUAGAAGCCGAGGAGCUACGUCUAGGCUGUAGUAAUGAUGAGUAUGGACCUAAUUGUGACAGACAAUGUGAAUGUGAACACGAGUCCCAGUGUGACGCCAUGAAUGGCAGGUGCUAUUGUACACCAGGAUAUGUUGGUGCAACAUGUAGACAUCAGUGUCCAGACGGUAGAUACGGGGAAAAUUGUACCGAAACUUGUGAUUGUAUGAACGGUGCUGGAUGUGGCAGGAUUAAGGGCCGCUGUAAAUGCUUGCCAGGAUAUACGGGAGAAAAGUGUGAAAAAGUUUGUGAGGUGGGAUUUUAUGGAGAUUACUGCGAGGAAGAAUGUCAGUGUGGAAUUAUGGGACAUUGUGACCCGUUCACUGGACGCUGUAUAUGUGGGCUUGGUUGGCAUGGCCCCACAUGUGAGGAAGCAUGUCCACUUGGCAAAUUUGGUCCUAGUUGUAUACAUUCAUGUCAGUGUCAGAAUGGGGCAUCUUGUGAUGCUGUGACCGGAUGUUGCGAAUGUAAGCCGGGAUUUUAUGGACAGUCGUGUGAAAUGGUGUGUCCCAGUGGAACACACGGAGACUACUGCUCCGAAAGAUGUGACUGCCAGAAUGGUGCAAGUUGUGAUGCUGAAACUGGGUCAUGUGACUGUAAACCUGGAUACACAGGCGACACGUGUGAGCAAGUUUGUUCGUUUGGUAUGUAUGGAGAGUAUUGUGUAAAACCAUGUGAAUGCGGAGAACAGAAAUGCCACCAUGUGACUGGCCAAUGCCUCUGUCCGUCAGGGGUUAUGCCUCCUGAUUGUAUAUUACCAUGUGAAGAGGGUCGGUAUGGCCCUAACUGUCAAUUCCUUUGUGACUGUGAUAACGGGGGUAUAUGUGACCCUAUUUCCGGGUCAUGUAGCUGCGAACAGGGCUGGAUUGGCCCCAGAUGUGAAUCUCCGCUUAGAGUUAACAGAAAGAUAAUAUAUGGACGAUAGCGGUAACCAAGAAAUCAGGACCGAGAAGAGGCGAUAUACCUUGGCAAUGGAAUUAUUCAUUUAGGAGAAAAUAAAACAUUGAACUGAUGCUGAAUGAAAUUAACAAUGCAGUUAAUAAAUUGUGUUACAAUAGAGUUUUGCUAAAGAAGACCAGAUAUUCAUAUUGUAUCUGAAGAAGAAACGAUGGAUAUUGGCAUCAGUUACAAAAUCGUAAAGAGUUUGUAACAUACUUAUUCUGUGUACUGACACUGAACUAAGUGUGCAUGCAUGAACACACAAACUCUUGGCUAUAUAUUGUUAGUUAUACUUUUAAGAUUGAACUCGUAUAAUUUUCAUGUAUUUUCAACUGCUGUGUCAACGAUAGAGAUCGUAUCUAUUCUAACGUUAAUAACUGUGUACAGAUAUCAGUGUUAGUAUGUAAAUAACUUUGUUGACAUGUUAGUACAGAGAAUCCAACGAAAGCCAGUCUGCUCUGCUGUAAAACAUUGAAUGUUAUCAAUGAUGUGUACGAUGAAAGGAGAAGUAGAGCUUUAUUGAAAACUGAUGCGAACAAAGAAACUGUAUGAAUGUCGAACGCUAGAGAGGACCACAACAUGCACGUAAUAUUGGUUUCGAUUAGAAACCACGACUUUAACAAUACAAUGUGCAUGUUACAAUGAUUUAUUUCUUAUGUGCUGUUGCUAUGUGAGCAAGCGAGGAAUAUAGUUUUAGCUUUGUUCAUUCGUCUUUCCGCAGCCAUAUCUUAGUAUAAGUUAGUCGCAUCAAGUUCAUAUUUCAUUUGCUCAGAACUCGGUUACGCUGCAAAUAUUUUUAAGACCAGACUUGUAACCAUUUCAUUGAUUAACUACAUUUGGUUUGUCUUCCCGUAACCAUAUCUUGGUAACGGUUGGUAUUUGAUGUGUUCAUUUGUAUUUACUCAUAUCUGCUACCUUGUAUUUUUGUUAAUGAAACGAGUAUGAGCAGAGUUCCUUGCCGUAUAAUUAAUUACAUAACAGCAAUUUUUGUCCUUCCCCGGCAAUAUCUUGGUAAUGGUUGGUCACAUUGAGGUGAUAUUUAUAGUGGAUGUUAGUAUUUACUUCUGUAUACUUCUCUGAAAUUUCUUUUUUUAAAGUCAGAUAAGUUUGACGAGAGAUACUGCUCAGAUAAUGAAUGACUACAUUUCCCCUUUUGCAGCCAUGUUAUGGUACUAGUGAGUUUUCGGUAUGAAUGGUUGUAUUUACUCAUCUACAUUUCUACAAUAUUUUCGAAUAUCGAAUUAGUAUGAUCAGAGUUAUUGUCUAUUAAUUAAUAAAACGACUGCAAUUUUUGUCCUUUUGUAGCGAUAUCUUUGUAACGAUAAGUCACGUUUAGUUAUUAUAUUGUGUGAAUGCUCACAGCUGUUCACUACAAAUCAAAUGCUGAUAAAAUCAGCCUGUUACCAGAGUAACUGGCCCAGAUUUGGUUAAAAUGAUCAUAUUGCUGAUAUUUUUGUCAUAGCAUUUGAGAUGUAGCGGAUGUUAUUAAUUAGUAAUUAGUUAUUAAUUGCUUGCAAACGUACAAGUAUGUUGGGGAAUUCAUUUAAUUUGCUUGUUUAUUAUUUAUUUGCACGUUUCUUAUUCGUUUAUUUCUAUUUUAUGUCUGAGACCCCGUGAGUAACCCCGCGUAUAAUCCCCGUAACUGGCAUAAUAGGAGUCGGAGAGCCAUUACAAUACGGCAUCUAAUGCAUGCAUACGUAAAAACUUGCAUGCACAUAUUGUUAUGUUAACAAUUUCAACGAUGUGUGAUGUAUCAUAAUAUUUAUUACUUUUGAAAAUGUAAUGGUAGCUAAUUAUAAAUUAUAUUAAGUUUUUUAACUAGAGUUUACACAUUUUCAACCAAUUUAUGAAAAUCAUUGUUUAUUGUUGCGAUAUUUGUCAGUGUUUUCGUUUUAAGUAUGAAACAAACGAUGGAGUAUUGAGAUGUAGUACACAGUUAACUUCAAAUUUUGAUAUAUACAUAUCAUAUUUAAGCAAUAAAGAAACAAAAGUUCUUUUAAAGUUACCUUUAACAAAUGAAUAAAAAAGAAAGUGUUUUUCCUGUAUUUUUAAAUCUAUUCAUAGCCAUAUCUCAUCCAGUGUUUUAUAUUUAUUAAAAUCUAUAAAUAUUUGGACGUGAAUAGAAAUAAUUAUGUUGUAUUCUUUCCUUUUCGUUUUUGCAUGAAGCACAUAAAUUAUUACAUACUUUAUGUAUGCGAUACAGAAUUGAGUUUGUUAUUUCUUUUUAAUUGAAAUUUUCAACUUUCUUUUAUUACUCGUAAGUUUUUGCAAAAUCCACAGGAUAUAUUUAAUGUUUACUCAUAAAUAAUAACAUAAUUAUCGUAAGUAAAAAUUACAGACUUUAACAUUUCUUACGAUGCUAUGUCUGUAUAUAUUAAUUUUGUGUACUCCAUUUAAAUGAAAUAUAAUUAACCUCAGUAGUUUAGAAAUGUACUGAUGUGGCAGUUGUUAUUACUUUCAUAUGUGAAUCUAACCACUAUUUGCCUGCAUUGAAAUCCAUGUGCAAUAAAAAAGCCACGAACUUUCUCUGUGUACUUGUGCAGUUGUAAUGUACAGUGUCAACGUGCCAUAAAUGUGGUACAUUGUAAAUAGAUUUUUGUCUUUUUGUGUAGAUGCAACAUAAUUUCUUGUCGCAUUUUAGAACUUAUUUUAAGAACAAUGAGUGCAUGCGCCAGAAGUCGAUUACAGAACACAUUGCAAAUUAGAAAACAAUUCUUAUAUUUUUUCACUAUAUGAAAGUAUGUAACAAAACUAAAACAGAAGUAUUAUAUUAAGAUUAUUCGAAAAAAGUAGCAAUUAUCAAGACAAUUAUUAUUUUGGCAUCUAAGGUGUUAUUCCGUAUCUGAACAAAAUGUACAUGUAUUUGUUGACAGUUUACAAGUGAAUACCUGAACAAAAAUGAACAUGCAUUUGUUGACAGUUUACAGGCGUAUACAGACAUAUGAAAGGCCGGUGCACACUGCUAAUUGUUAAGUGCUGAAUGUCGAUUAUUUAAUGUCAAAUGGCUACUUUAAUGCUUAUUGUCAAAUAUCAACUGUCAAUUUGUUGUCUUCAAAUGAUAAAUGUUAAUUGCGAAAGGCAAACAGUGAUUUUUUUUGUCUGUUUUAUUAAUAUAUCUGUGUCUCGUUCAAAACCAUUCUAAUUAUGUACGAAUAAACAGUCUUGGUUCCAUGUUAGAAUAAACAGUCUUGGUUCCAUGUUAGAGUAAACAGUUUUGGUUUCAUGUUUGCAUGACCGAUUGAACAUGCUCUUGCUACAAACCAAAUGUUAUUUGUCUUCAGAUAACUAGAAUUACAUUUAUAUAUUUAAGAGAUACAGAUCCUAAACUGCUAAAGUUAAAUAAAAUGGCAAUAAUCAUUUAUCAUUAAAUAUUAGAUAGAUAGCAUUUAGCAUAAAGUAUAUAACAUAUAGCUUUUUUUGUUUAUCUUUAAGUAUUCUACAUUUAGCAUUAAGUAUUCGGCAUUUAGCAUUUGGAAUUUAACAUGCGUAUCGUAUGGAAGGCCGGUGUGCCAUGCUGUUUUGCCAGAUGCUAAAUGCAAAAUAGUAAGUGCUAAACGCUAUCUGCCAUAUUCUUUAUGUCAGAUAUUAACUAUCAGAUGGUAAUUGUCAAAUAAUAAAUGCCAAUUGUAAGUUGAAAAAUGCUAAACAAUGAAUGCCAAAUGCUUAAUCAAAUAAAGAGUUGAAUAUUUCAGUGUACUAAUGCAUCUUUAGACUAGUCAUUUUAAACAGUUUCGUUCCAAUGUUCCCAAAACCGGUACUUCACAAACUGUAAGAACAAGUAAUUAAAAACUACAUUCAUAAUUGUAAGAGAUAUAGAUUAUUUACUCAUAAAAUUAAAGACUUUAACGAUAAGCAUUUAUCAUUUAGCGAUAAGCAUUUGCUUUUUGACAUUUAGCAUUUGACAUUAUACAUUAAGUAUUUGGCAUAUUUUGUAUGGAGCAUUUAGCAUUAAGUAUAUUAAAAAUUUGCCUUUUAGUAUGGUGGACCGGCUUUCCUUAGAACCGGCCUUCCACGUAGACAUAAAUAAAACAUGUGAAGUUAAAAAAAAUGACUGCGCUGACACUGUAUCAUCAUCCAUAUCAUCAUACACAGGUAUACGGCAUGACAUUAAGUCACGUUCUCUCUUGUUGCUUGCUGAUGUUACAUAUCAUUAAUCCGAUAUAUUCCAUUGUUUACGCCAUAAAAUUACCAUUGAUUGGUAUCUCACUUUAUGAACAUGUGUUAUGUUACCAGUUUCCUUUUGUAGAGUUAAAAUAAUUGUCAAUGUAUACGCUGUCCAAUAACUACAACUAAGUUGAUAAUAUAUUAAGACAAUAUUUAUAAUUCUAACUCUUAUAUUCAUUCUUAUUAUUUUUAAUUCUAACACGACCAGCAAAUAACCUAUAUACACAUAGGAGAAAAUUACUCAACGGUUAUUUUGCGAUAACCCAUGCGCGUGCAAGGUAGUGACGUCAUCCUCUAUGGUCCAGGUACGUAGCAUGAAGUGUAGUUCAAGUCGUAAAAAGUAGUUACCAUUUUUUCUAACACUGUUGGUACUAGUAUGUCGUAAUAGAGUUGAAAUAACAAGUUCCCAAGUGUGAAUUAUCGUAGAAUAAACCGAGUUUUUCGUUCUUAUGCGAAACAAUAUAUCACUCAGGCCUACGGCCUUACGCAUAAGAACUCAAAACACGGGUUAUUCUACACUAAGGAACUUAUUAUUUCUUAAAUAACCGUUGAUUGAUUUUCUCCUAUGUGUAAAUAGGUUAUUUGCUGGUCGUGUUAGAAUUAAAAAUAAUAAGAAUGAAUAUAACGAAUGUCAAGAAGAAGAAAAAUUUUAAAAUCUAUCAGAUAAAGAUAGAAUUAUCACAGUGGGAAUAUGUAAAACGUUGUUUUUUUCUCUUUUCUUUUAGUUUCUGGGUAUUGAAUGCUGACAGGACCUAGACCUAAUGUUAGUCACAUUGAAAUCUCAUUGUCUCGUAACAAAACAAAACAACGUGUGUAAAAACAGAUUACAUUGUUAUAAUUUUUCGUCUGGCCAGUAAUUGCAGUUGUGUUUAGAUGUGUUUAGAUGAAAUUAUGAAUGUAACAUUUCACAUAUAUCCUGUUGUGUGUGAGGCAGAUAUUUAUUUACGUACAUGCUAUAUUUGUAUUGUUAUCUAGUUAGCCAUUAUUACGGUUGUAUUUUCAGAUAGAACGCGUAUACAGAUAUAAUUCAAAAAUACAAUGUUUCCCAAUUUGAAUAGCAACUGUCUGUCCAGAAGAGACUGUCGGCUGUAAAAAUUCCCUCCACGGAGUUAGACCCAGUGUUGUUAUAUUUUCUGGUCAUUUGGGACCAUGAAGUACAUUCAGUUUUUUUAUAUAUGAGAAUUCUCAUAAGUCAGUGCUAGGGGGGCGUCGCAUAUUUCAUUGCCUCUUAUGAACAGACGCCGUCAAGCCACGUCUGCUGUUAUGUCGUUUGGUUUCGUUCUACGCCGCUUCUAUAGGAUAUAAUUGAUUUGUAUUCAUUAUCGUUGGAAAUGAUCGGAUAUGUAUAAACAUUUUUAAAAAUUUACGAGACACAUUCCUGCAAUUUCUGUGUUUCCUUAGAUUCGAGAAUGUCAAAAUCGAUCAUUUCUUCUUCCAUAAUAUGUUACUAUCAGGACCUUAAUAUGUUGGUGGCUAUACUUAAUGAAAACAAAAUUAUGAUAAAGAAUCUUCUCCCCGAGUGUAACACAGUAUUGGAACAUACCGCCAUUUGUUGAAUAAGUAUUAUUUUUCAGAUAUUAAAUGUACGUUCCACUUUGUUAUAAACUAUAACCUUCAUUAUGAGAGUUUUGUGUGAAUGAACGUUCAGAAUUGAUGAAUGACUAUAUUACUUAUACGAGUGCAAGGUAUUAUUGUGCAUAAUUAUUUAAUUUUGAAAUUGAAUUUUAUGUGAUUAAAUGUAAAUUGUA
Messenger RNA from Mercenaria mercenaria, 11895 nucleotides. Its product is annotated as multiple epidermal growth factor-like domains protein 6. The coding region runs from base 873 to 5969 and encodes 1698 amino acids. Lineage: Eukaryota; Metazoa; Mollusca; Bivalvia; Venerida; Veneridae. The record is from RefSeq and is a predicted model, not a curated record. Gene Ontology annotation, molecular function: scavenger receptor activity; protein binding; calcium ion binding. The transcript has 40 exons.